Monodelphis domestica (gray short-tailed opossum) is the source of this 1752-nucleotide messenger RNA. Its product is annotated as endogenous retrovirus group K member 6 Env polyprotein-like. The record is from RefSeq and is a predicted model, not a curated record. Lineage: Eukaryota; Metazoa; Chordata; Mammalia; Didelphimorphia; Didelphidae. Gene Ontology annotation, molecular function: structural molecule activity.
AUGACAUUCACUAUUUUGACUUUGCUGAACAUCUGUCAUGCUGAAGUCUACUGGUCCAUCGUGCCCAAACCUCCUAUUUUGAGAAUGUUAACUUGGAUGGACAAGCCCCCUCUGGUGUAUGUUAACAACACGGACUGGCUACCACACCCUAUUCUAGCCAAACGUGUUCCUCUAGAGUCUGAAGGAGCUCUGUACAAUUAUUCAGGAUCUACUGUGUAUCCUCCAUUUUGUAUGUCUUUUAGAAAUUCGUUUAUUGGUAAUUCUUUCUGUGUACCACGCAGACAUCAAGCGUGGAUUGUCAAAAAUGCCACUGACAACAGUUAUGUAGGGGUUGGCAUGGGUGUGAUAGGAAUGGGAGAUGAGUUAGCACGUAAGACGUUCCAACCUAAACACCCGGCUAACAAGUACCUAUGUCCAAAUCAGAUAGGUACGGUACAAAAGGAGUUGCCAUGGACAGAUUGCUCUGUCCGAGUUCCCAGAAAGGUUAAGAUGCCGGCAACCACAGACUUUAACAUCUACAAUUGGGCACCCAGGUUACGUUGUGGUCGCUCUGAACAACUGACGCGAUUAGGCAAAUACACUGACUAUGAGAAAUGGCACAUGCCAUGUCAGAAUUUUCAGAAAAUUGAGGACUUACUAGAAGUAGACAUGGCUGGUUCUAGACUUGCUAUUGAAGCAGGUCCUAUACAGAACACGCAGUGGAAGAUAGUGGCUGCCACGCAGCCGAUAUACAAGUUUAAGGUCAAGGUGAAGAACUCAGGACUUGAUCUUGAGUAUGACAGUCACGUUAAUGUCACUGCAUGUGUUUUUGCUCCUUAUGUAAUGCUAGUAGGUAAUAGCCUUCGAAUUUUUAAAAAUGACCAAGGUCUAUAUGAGAUCAACUGCACAAAAUGCCGCCUACAUCAAUGCCUUAGUCCUAAACACCAAGAUUCAUAUGUUGCUAUCAUGUAUCAUCCACCUUUAAUGUGGGUACCUGUCAACUUGACAGAGACGUGGGCAUCUGCGCCUACUGUGCACAUCGUUCAAAAGGCAUUUAACAUGGUUAUACAUAGGUCCAAGAGAAUGGUCUUGGAGAUUAUAGGAGCCGUAGUCUCAGUAAUUGCCAUGAUCACAUCACUAACCACGGCAACAUUGGCAUUAACUUCCUCUAUCCAGAACCAUGAGUUCAUACAGGAAGUGGUGUCUAACUCUUCCAAAUUAUGGCACACUCAGCAGAGUAUUGACUUAGCUUAUAGAGAUGAGCUGGACAGUCUAAAAGAUGCUGUGUUUUGGUUAGGUAAAGAGGUUGAAGCUUUACACACAAGGAUUACUUAUCCCUGUCAUUACAAUCAAACGGGUUAUCGUAUUACUCCGUUGCCAUAUGAUAAUGUGUCAUAUGAAUGGCAACUGGUCGUUCAGCACAUCAAGGGUGCUUGGGGAAGCCAUAACAGCACCUUGGACAUUAUUAAAUUGCAACAGCAGAUCAACAAAAUAGACCAAAUUGUAUAUGAGAAUGAAGCUGCAAACAUAGCUGCAAAUUGGGAAGCAACUUUAUCUUCCCUAGAUCCCCAAAAUUGGUUUGGUAGAGCUAACUUAACCAGCAUUGGUACUAUCAUUUUAUUCAUAUUAUUGGCUAUGGGUUUGAUUAUACUUUGCAGCAGAAGCUGUAAAAACAGAGCCUACAUUCAAGGCAUACUGCCAGAAUUGGCACGGUCUUAUCACACUAGGCAAUUGGUGCCUGAAAAUGUUGAAUUGAACACGACCGUUCCAUGA